Molecule: messenger RNA, 333 nt
Organism: Lasiodiplodia theobromae
Lineage: Eukaryota; Fungi; Ascomycota; Dothideomycetes; Botryosphaeriales; Botryosphaeriaceae
Exons: 1
Coding region: 1-333 (110 amino acids)
Source: RefSeq, a predicted model, not a curated record
AUGAGCUUCAGCCCGUGGGCCAUCCUGGCCAUCGUCCUGACCGCCGUCGCCGUCUGCGGCCUCCUCCUCCUCCAUCGUUGGCGCAUCCGCGUCGACAGGCGCCAGCAACCUCCCGCCGCCAACAACAACGAAAAGACACCCGCCGACCAGCAGCAGCCCGCCCAGCCGCCCAGCGACCUCGGAGAGUCCGGACACGGUCCCGGCCCAGGCCCAAACGCGGUGCCGGAGCCGACGCCGAGCAGACCGAGCGGCGUCAGCAGCACCGCCGACAACGCCGACAAGGCGAGUCGCGGCGGCUCGACCCUUGUGGAUGAGAGGCACCCCACUUCAUGA